Messenger RNA from Coniophora puteana RWD-64-598 SS2, 662 nucleotides. RefSeq lists its product as uncharacterized. The coding region runs from base 41 to 448 and encodes 135 amino acids. The transcript is spliced from 4 exons. The record is from RefSeq and is a predicted model, not a curated record. NCBI's taxonomy places the organism in Eukaryota, Fungi, Basidiomycota, Agaricomycetes, Boletales, Coniophoraceae.
CUCGUAUAUUCCUAUCAAUUCAACUGUGUCGAUCGACACCAUGUCUAAGCCCAGCCCUGGUCGAUAUGUUAUCUAUCAUCGCAUCCAAAGCUCAUCCGGCGAAAGGCUCGCUAUCACUUACAACGGGCAGAACGGGUACCCUACUGUCAACCCCCUGACGUACGAGGACAACCAAAUCUGGAUCAUCCAGAAUUACAACGACACUACCCAGUCCAUCUCACCGGCAUCGAACUCUAACCUCCAGUGUGGCUGGGGAGAUAACGCCGUAAUCGUGCUUCCGCCGCAAGCCUACGUCUGGAUCAUCAGGAAUAACGCUUCAGGUUAUACCAUCCAGGACGGCGGCCAGACGGUUUACUGGGGUCUCGAUGAAGCGGAGGAAAAACAGAAUGUUACGAUUAAACAGGGCGAAGGUGGCAUUUUUCAGAGCUGGAUCCUCAAACAAGUGUGAUAGAUCAGACUAGCUGGCUCAAUGUAACGGAAUUAUUUUGGUUUAUUCUAUGCUCUACUUUGUUUCUAAGAUGUAUUAGUAGCCCAUAUGGCGCGCUCUGUUCGAUAUUCUGCUUUGUUUAUGAAAAUGCCCCGCAGUAGAUUACUUGUUGCUUUGGUCUUACGACGUAUAUAGACACGCUGUAUCGUAGAUUACCUCCUUACGAGGUUGCAAC